Messenger RNA from Exophiala spinifera, 777 nucleotides. RefSeq lists its product as uncharacterized. The transcript has a single exon. Lineage: Eukaryota; Fungi; Ascomycota; Eurotiomycetes; Chaetothyriales; Herpotrichiellaceae. The coding region runs from base 1 to 777 and encodes 258 amino acids. The record is from RefSeq and is a predicted model, not a curated record. Gene Ontology annotation, cellular component: membrane.
AUGACUUCCUCCAUGUCCAAGAUUCUCAUCUUUGGCGGCACGGGAGGCAUAGGCGAAUCGUUUGCCCGAGCCUUCCACAAAAUGGGCAAACAGGUCAUCAUCACCGGGCGGCGUGAAGAUCGCCUCGCGUCCCUCGCUCGAGAACUCCCGGGCCUCGAGACCUACGCCAUGGACAACCGCGACCUGGCCGCGAUCCCCAGGCACGCCGAGACGUUGCUGUCCACGUACCCGGACAUCGACACCGUGUGGGUCAACGCGGGGAUCCAGUACCAGGGCAGCUUCAAGUCCCUCGAGACGUUCAGCGACGACAAGAUCAUCGACGAAAUCACCGUCAACUUGACGGCGCCCAUCGUGCUCGCGCGACACUUCAUCCCGCACCUGAUCUCUCGUUCGGUCUCGGCCACGACCACGACGACCACGUUCAUGAUGACGUCUUCCGGUAUCGCUUUCGUCCCCGCGGGCUUGUUCCCAGUCUACUCGCCCACCAAGGCAGGCGUGCACUCGUUCAUGGUCGGGCUGCGGCAGUCCCUCAAGGACUACGCCAACUUCAACGUCAUCGAGAUCGUCCCGCCGUACGUCAGGACCGAUUUGGACAUCGCCAACCGCCUGUGGCAUGCCAUCACCCCGAUGGAACUGGACGAGUAUACCAGCGAGACGCUGCGGGUGUUGGAGUCAACCCCGUCCAAGGACAUCAAAGAGGUUGCGGCUGGGACCGCCGUCCCUAGGGUGCAGGCAUGGAGAGAUGCGUUUAAUCCGUUAUUGAGAAUGGGUGGUUGA